UGAUGUAACCACAGCACUAGUGACGCUACUGCUCUUCAAAUUUGCACGGCCAGGUUUAAAGUAGGGUCCCACGCCGAUGCUCUGGAAUUGAAGUAGCUGAAAAAGCAAAAUUUUAGAAUUCACCUAAAAGCUAUUCAACAGUGGGGCCCUAAGUGUUCAGACAUGUCGAUUUGCUUUUCUACAAACUCCAUUCAGCAACAUGUUUUCACUCAAACAUUAUUUACUCUCCAGAUUAAUUCCCCGGUAAAUCUUCCUCCUCCUCCUCCUCCUCCUCCUUCUAGUACCAUGGUGACUUCCUCUCCGUCGUCAUCAUCAUCUUCAUCUUUAUCUCGAUGGAAAUAUGAUGUUUUUUUGAGCUUUAGAGGUGAAGAUACUCGCAAGGGCUUCACAGAUCAUCUUUAUGCUCGUUUACAAAAUGAUGGAAUCAACACUUUCAGAGACAACGAAAAGCUUGAACAAGGGGAAUACGUCGCACCAAAGCUCCUUGAAGCAAUUAAAGAAUCAUGGUGUUCAAUCAUCGUUUUUUCAAAAACGUAUGCUUCUUCAAGUUGGUGUCUAGACGAGCUUGUUGAGAUUCUUAACCAGAAAAAUGACAGGGGACAUAAGGUUUUCCCUAUUUUCUAUCAUGUCGAUCCAUCUGAUUUACGGAAACAGACAGGGAAUGUCAAAGAAGCCUUUGCUAAACAUGAAGAUAGAUAUAAUCAAGACAAGACGCAAAGCUGGCGAGAUGCUUUAUCUGAAGCAGCCAAUAUCAGUGGAUGGCAUUUAGAGGAUAGGUACUUUCUUCUUCCAAUAAGAUUGUUUGUCCUUAUAUAUAUAUAUAUGUAUGGUUGGACUCGUGCUUCAUCUUCCAUUACCGUAAAAACUUUUGUUGACGCACGAGUCAGUGGUUUGGAAGGUGGGUAUACUGGGGUGUUACUCUCCACAUCAGGCCGGAUAGCUACUCCCUGUCUCGGUUGUGCUCCAGAGGAAUCUCUCAUCUGCAAGUCCGUACGAGUUGAUGAAGAUAGAGCAGCUACAGUGGCCUCCAUUGCGGUAAAGAAGGCUGCCAUUGCCUGGAUUACCUCAGAAGACACGGCAGGAAUGCCAGUAGGUGGCGGAGGAAUCUCUACCGGUUCAGCAGCAAGUGUUGCUCGAAAAGGAGACACAGUCGAUUCCUCUCCUCUAAGGUAUGAAUCAGAAUUCAUUGGACUCAUCAUUAAAAAGAUAUCAACAAAGUUAUGUCAAACACGUUCAAGUGUUCCUAAUGACUUGAUUGGAAUUGAUUCACGUUUGGAUAAGUUGUGUGACAAAAUAGAUUUUGGGGAAGAUCGUGAUAUCCGCAUUGUAGGAAUUUGUGGAAUGGGUGGCAUAGGUAAAUCAGCUCUUGCAAGUGUUGUUUAUACCCAGAUGUCUGGUUAUUUUGAAGGUAAAUGCUUUCUUGCUGGUGUUCGAGAAGUUGCAAUGAAAUUCGGACUUGUUUCUUUACAAGAACAGCUUCUUUCUAACAUAUUUCCUGGAGAAAAUUUUCAGUUUUCCAGUGUUUAUGACGGAAUUGAAACUAUAAGUCGUAGGCUACGUCAUAAAAAGGUUCUUGUUGUUAUUGAUGAUGCGGAUAACAUGCAGCAUUUCAGAUGCUUGGCUGAAAAGCGCGAUUGGUUUGGUUUAGGGAGCAGAAUCAUCAUAACAUCUAGAGAUGAGCGUCUGUUGUUGCGAAGCUACAGAGUGGAUGAUGUGUAUAAGCCUACAACAUUGCAUGACUUUGAAGCCCUACGGCUUUUAAGUUUGAAAGCUUUUAAAAGUGAUACACCAAAAGAUGAUUUCAUGUCGCUUUCCCAAAGUGUUGUGAAAUAUGCUGGUGGCCUUCCAUUAGCUCUUGAUGUUUUGGGCUCUUUUCUAUGUGGUAGAGAUGCAGAUCAAUGGAGACAUGCCAUAGAAAGCCUGAAAAGUGAGCCUGACAAAGAAAUUAACAAUUGUCUUAAAAUAAGUUUUGAUGGAUUAUCGGAAACACAGAAGAAAAUAUUUUUAGAUAUCGCACAUUUCUUCAAAGGGUGGCACAGAGAUUUUGUAACAAAAAUAUUGGAUGGCUGUGGGUAUAGUCCAGGUAUUGGACUACAUGUUCUGAUCGAGAGAUCUCUUAUAACAGUUAAAAACAACAAAAUUUGGAUGCAUGAUUUGCUACAAGAGAUGGGAAGAUAUAUUGUUCAACAAAAGUCUCCUGAUGAACCUGGCAAACGAUGUAGAUUGUCUGAGGAAAGUGAUGUUUAUCAAGUGCUAACACAAAACUCGGGUACAGAAGCGAUUGAAGGCAUGGUCAUCAACAGCACUAUGGGGUACAAAUAUAUAUCUCCUUUGGAACAAAAUAAGACUUUCAUCUUAAAUGCUGACGCCUUGUCGAAGAUGAAAAAACUAAGAUUGCUCAUGGUUCAUGAUCUCCUAAAAUUUUGUGAUCUCACAUAUCUUUCUAGUGAGUUACGACAUUUUGAGUGGUUUGGAUGGCCUUUAAAAUCAUUGCCUUGGGACUUCCAACCAGACAACCUUGUUGCACUUCGCCUACCUAAUAGCUGCAUUGAACAACUAUGGAACCGAGACAGACUUUUAAAUAAAUUGAAAUUCAUAGACCUCCAAGGCUCACGAAAGCUGAUCAGAACACCAGACUUCACAAGGAUCGAAAAUUUGGAAAGUCUGAAUUUGGGAGGCUGCACCAACUUAGUACAUGUCCAUCCAUCCAUCGCAUUUUUAGCCAAGCUUAAACUUUUGAAUUUAAGAAACUGUGUAAGUCUUAGGAGUUUCUCAAUCAAUAAUGAAAUGGAGUCUCUUGAAACAUUGAUUCUUUCAGGCUGCAAGAAUCUUAAAGGGAUUUCAGAGAUUGUCGAAAAAAUGGAACAUUUGCAGGAGCUCCAUUUAGAUGGCACAAGUAUGGAAGAACUUCCUUCUUCAGUUGGAAAUCUCAGCAGCUUAAAAGUUCUUAAUCUCUCGGGCUGCUCUGUACUUGAAAAUUCACCACCAUCCUUCCUACAAAGGAUAUAUAAGAAGGGAUGCGAAGUACUACUAUCAAGUUUGAAUCCCAUGCUUUUAAAAAAAGGUUCGAAUUUCAUGGCUCUGACGUUACCUUGUUUAUCAAGCUUGAGUUCUUUAAGAGAGUUGAAUAUAAGUGGCAUGAAUCUUUGUGAAGGGGAUCUUCCUAGUGAUAUAUGUUGCUUAUCCUCAUUAGAAGAACUGAUUCUUAGUCAUAACAAUUUCGUCAGCCUACCUGCGAAUCUUAGUCAACUUACCAAGCUUUAUUGUCUCCAAUUGAUGGGUUGUAGUAAGCUUGAAACAUUGCCUCAGCUUCCAUCAAGUGUACAAGGCCUAAUGUUAGAUGGUUGCACUUCAUUGCAAAGAGUUCCAAAUCCGACAAAUCCACAUGAUCCAUCGUGGGUGACAUGGUUUUAUGGUGUUAAUUGCUUCAAAUUGGCUGCGAAUAAAAAUGCACUAAGAAUGCUAAAAGGAUAUCUUAAGACAUUUGCGAAUGCAGGAAUACGUGUUGACAUCGUUAUACCUGGAAGUGAAAUUUUUGAAUGGUUUAAUCACCAGAGUGAGAAAUGUUCAAUAAUGAUACCCAUUUUGCAGAAUGAUGUUCAGUGGAUGGGAUUUGCCUUGUGCUGUGUUGUCGUGCCUGCCUCCAAUAAUGUUGAUUGGACGGAAGAAGACAUUACAUGUCGUGUUACAAUCCAUUUUGAAGAUCUUACAUUUAAGUCAUGUACUCAUUCGAUAGGUUUUAAUACCCAGACCUCCAAGGACCACCUCUGCCUAUGGUAUUUGCCUGUUGAAAAAUUGCUUCGUGACCAAUUCGGGAAUUUACUGAGCAGAGAU
Molecule: messenger RNA, 3834 nt
Organism: Theobroma cacao (cacao)
Lineage: Eukaryota; Viridiplantae; Streptophyta; Magnoliopsida; Malvales; Malvaceae
Source: RefSeq, a predicted model, not a curated record